This is a messenger RNA of Coniophora puteana RWD-64-598 SS2, 1192 nucleotides long. Its product is annotated as Brix-domain-containing protein. The transcript is spliced from 6 exons. Gene Ontology annotation, cellular component: preribosome, large subunit precursor; nucleolus. The record is from RefSeq and is a predicted model, not a curated record. Lineage: Eukaryota; Fungi; Basidiomycota; Agaricomycetes; Boletales; Coniophoraceae. Bases 29 to 1192 code for a protein of 387 amino acids. Gene Ontology annotation, biological process: maturation of 5.8S rRNA; maturation of LSU-rRNA. Gene Ontology annotation, molecular function: rRNA primary transcript binding.
AGAAAUCACUUUCCUCCGGCUCACCAAAAUGCCUCCCGCUCGUUUCCAGCCGUCUCAGAUCAAGAACAAAAUCAAAAGAGAGGAAGUAACCAACAAACAGAAAAAGGCUAAGAACCAGCAGAAACUCCAAAAACGACUAGAGCAGGCCAAGCUCGAGUCUACAAACCCAGCCGCAAAGAAGAGACGUUUGCUGGAGAAUGUCCCUCGCACUCUAGACAAUACUCGUGAACAUGAUCCAUCUACAGUCGUUAGCACGGAUGGCCCCUUGUCCCAUGAAUUCUCUUCGGAUAUAGCAUCUGAUCCCUUCGCCGAAUAUUUCACCUUCACGGACGUCGAUCCGACGGUUCCGCCAAAAGUGUUGAUUACGACCUCUCCAAAAGUAUCCAAGGGAACCCAUGAAUUCUGUGACGAGCUCGUUGGGAUCUUCCCCGGGGCUGAGUACAUCAGACGAAAAAAGGGAAAAGGUUUCGAAGUGGGCAGAAUAGCGGGUUGGGCUGCAGGGCGAGGAUACAAGCAUAUGGUGGUCGUUAACGAAGACAUGAAAAAACCGAAUGCUAUAACCCUCAUAUACCUGCCUAAUGGUCCCAUGGCAUAUUUCAAGCUUACAUCUGUUGAGCUCACGAAACAGAUCUAUGGCCAUGCCCGAGCCACUCCACACAACCCAGAGCUGGUUUUAAACAACUUCUCCACCAGCCUUGGACAUGCCGUCGGACGCAUGUUCCAGACACUCUUCCCUCCACUACCAGAGUUUCAAGGAAGACAAGUUGUAACGCUCCAUAAUCAGCGUGAUUUCUUAUUCUUCCGAAGACACCGAUAUGCCUUCCGCUCCACGGAAAAGGUCGCGCUGCAGGAAAUUGGCCCCCGGUUCACGCUGAAACUUCGUUGGCUCAAGAACGGGCUUCCGGCUGUUAUGAACUUUGGCGCGUCGCCAGCAUCACUGCAGAUCGAUACAGCGCCAGCUACAGACGAGGAUGAGCAAGCGGAACACGUGAAUGAGGAUGAGCAGGCAGAAGACAAGGACGAGGAAAAGCCCGAAGAUGCACAAAACGAUGAGGUUGAUGAGGCUGAAGAACACACUCCCCACGAGUCCACAGCGCAGCCCUCCCAACCCAUACAACCGCCAAAAGAAAACGACUAUCUGUGGAUGUGGAAGCCCGAGCUGGAAACUACCAGACGGACGUUCUUCCUGUAG